CAGCAGUCACGAAGGCUGUAUCGAUUUUGUUUACGCGCACAAAGUUUUACUCCAUGAACAUUUUAUCCAGGUUACUUUGGAGCUGGGCAACUGCGUGAUCAGCACGGAGUUGUAUUGCUUGCUCCUCAGACAAGAGCAAAUUUUUGGAUAGGAUACAAAGAAAGACAGGAUAUGGUCAUAGGAUAUAGCUGCUGCGGGAAAGGAAAUCUCGACAAAGCACUUGUCCAAGAGUUCUGAGCAGCAUGGGUCCGAGCUGGAGUAUGCUCCUCGUCCUGUUCACGCUUGUGCUUUUGCACACUUCAACCGGACAAGAGCGACCUGAUGAUUGGGAGAGCGAAGGGUCUCUCAACCGGCAGCCGGCGCCAGGGGAGGCCGGCUUCGACCUGGACAAGUUUGCCGCUGAUGGGGGCAUCGAGGAUCCGUUCGGUGGCGGCGAGUGGCGGGAUGAACAUGACGAGCGAUUUGGGGAGGAAGAUGACGAAGAGGAAGGAGGAAAUGGUGGAGAUCAUGAUGGUGAUGACGGUAGUGAUGACGGUGGUGAUGACGGUAGUGAUGACGGUAGUGAUGAUGGUGGUGAUGACAGUAGUGAUGACGGUAGUGAUGACGGUAGUGAUGACAGUAGUGAUGACCCUGGUGAUGGUGGCUGCGACGACUGUGACGAUUGGGAUGACGACGAUGACAACAUUUUCGCUGAUCUUUUCCAAGCUCCCGGAGUCAUUAUUAAUGAUUUCACGUUCGAUGAUGCUGUGAAUGUCUUCGGCGAUGCCGCCCGAGCCGACACGAUCCUGCAGUCCGUCGGCGUCGUCUGCGAUAACCGAAACAGGAUCGGCAUCGAGCUCCCGGUCGAGGUAGACGAGGUGUGUGGCCUAGUGGGUACGGCGUUAGGCAACAACCAGCCUGUCACCGGCAUCGAAGAGUUCUGUGACGGUCUCAUCACUGAACUCUUUGGUGACGAUGAGGAAGAUGGGGACGGAGGGGACGGGAGACGGAAAAGGAGAAACACCAGGGACGAUGAUGGUGGCCAUGAUGAUGGCCAUGACGAUGGCCAUAACGAGGAAGAAGGACGAGGAAAUAGAGCCGGUGAUUUUUUCUUCCGUGAACUAUCAAUGAAGCUGUCUCUUGAAUUUGGGGACAAUUUGCUUGAAAGUGAAGGCUACUGUAAUGGACUCGCUAGUUUUAUCGAUGGUGAUAGCCGGUCAGGUAAAGAUAUCACUGAUACUGUGAUUCGUUUGGUGGUCAGCGUCGCCUUAGAGAUGUGGUCCCCACGCUGCGGUUUCUACAAUGGUUCCCGUGAAGAUUGGGAUUCCUCGAGAUCCUUGGGAUCCUUCAAUUCCACGGGAUCUUCCGAUUCCUUGGGAUCCUUCAAUUCCACGGAAUCCUCGGAUUCCUCGGGAUAUUCCGAUUCCUUGGGAUCCUCGGAUUCCUGGGGCUCCUCGGAUGAUUUUGGUGAUAUUGAUGUGGACGUAAUACUCGCUUUGAUCAGUGGUUACAACAGCUCGCAUGCACUCUGCGAACACGUGUCCGUCAAUCAGUCUGACUUUAGUCAGGCCAACGAAGAGUUGAUAACGAACGUGACAAAUUACUUGAUUAAUCUCGCUUACAAUGAAGACGAAUGCAAUCGGGUGGCGGGAGAUGUCAUUUUCCCCGUACUUGUUGAUGAUGAUGAUGAUGAAGCGUCAGCCUCCAAUAUGACGGCGGAAUUGUGCAGCAUGUUGGUAGGCGCAUUCGGCGACAAUUCCACAGGUGGUAUUUUUGUUGGCAAACAAGACAUCGUUGACUACAUUUUGGAACUCGGACAAAUGUUCAAUUCGUCUUCACCCGGCAAUUAUUCUGAGGGACCGCCAAUGUUUAAUCUGACUCUUGGCGCCAACAACACUAACGAUAUGCUGUUGCGCUGGUAUUCGGUGUUCGACACGUCCUUCUGGGGACCCUACGCUGCAUUCAACUACCUCAGACCAGAUCAGUUUAUUCAGAUUUUCGGCCGCAUGUACAAUGCUCAGAACGCCGGGGAGGCAUUUACUGUGCUGUGCGAUUCCCUGUCACCAGAAAUACGCGGUCCAGACCUGAAUGAGAUGUGCGAGAGCGCAUCCAAUCGGCAGUACGAUGAUGUCAGGGAAGUGUGUAGUUACUGGGGCUAUUAUGGUCUUGUGGAACUUUUCGACUGGGAUGCGUACUGGGAGGUGUUUUACCUCGAUUGGUACUUGGAGGAGUGGGACCGUCAACAGAAUGAGACAUGGUACUGGUUCAAGGAUGGAGUCCGUUGGCCUGUGUUGGGGGAGUUCGAAUUAGAUUGGAACCCCUUUGAUUUGUGCAAGUUCUUCGGGGAGGAAAUCGUCAAAACCCCGAAUCAGGUCGAAGACGAUAUUUAUCGGGGACUUGAGAGAGUGGUCCUCAGAGCUAUUAACUCAUUGAUUUACGAACCAUGCGAUGUUAUCAGAAACAACAGAUCAUCCGAUUUCGUCAACAACUUUGGAAAUGACCAGCCCGAACCAAAGAGCAUCAAUGACUAUACGCUGUCUCUGUUAACGUAUGUGGGUGGGUUCGAUGCACCAUCUGCCUUUUGCACUAGCAUGUACGAUAUCAACGACGACUGGGAGUUCUGGAACAUCAAAAUUGACCACAUAAGAGGCUUAUUAGACAUCAUGAAAGAGAACGUGGAGUUAGUGGCGACUGACGAAGAAACCUGUGGGGAAUUCGUCUCAACUCUGACCGACUUUGAUCCACAGCUCUCGAUCCCCGAAUGGACUGGAUUCGCAGACGCUGAUUCGCUCUGCGUUGCACUGGUUGAUGCCACUCAGGGUGACGGGCCGCCAGUUGAAUGGUCAAGCUUACUGGAUGCGGCUUUGAACGCCGAGUCCGCUGGCUCGUCAGAGCUGCCACCAGGAUUCCUUAUGGAUGGUCUUCCGCUUAAGAUUGUACUUUCCUCACUGGGAACCAUAUGGAACAGUGAAACCGUAAUCGAGGGCAUGGCCGUCGUGUGUGACAAUCUGGUUCCUUUGGUUGAAGAGCUCACCGGUCUUGAUUCUAAUGAGAUCAAUGAUUUGUGCGGCGCUCUCAGAGCAACGGAUAUUAAGGCAGUACGACAGAAAUGUGAAGUUGUCGCCGUUCCCUACUUCUAUGGAGAGCAUUAUCCAACCUCUGGCAUGGCAGAGCUAGACGGUGAUGCAGUACUUCGGAUUGUCCAGGACGUACUUGGUUGGGAGAGCUUCGAGCAGGAGGGCAUCUGUCCCGGCAUCGAGUCACUUCUAAAUGCUGACUUCAGUUUCAUCGAUUUAAUAAUCACGAUGCUGCAGGAAGUCAUUCCCUUCAUCAGCACGGAAAGUGCGCUGCCCUUUUGUCGCAAUAAGGAUCAGAUUAAGGCCUAUUGGCAGCGCAGGGGUCCUUUUUAUGACGAGUCGAGCUCCGAUUACGACGAGAGACUUCGAGACGCUCCCAGACCGCACAUCGAGUACGAUCUCCUGGACCCCAUCCUGGGUGUGGUCACGGGCAUAGGUAGCAUCGACCGCAUCUGCGAUGCUUUGCUGGAAGCAGAUGAGGCAGGAGAAGCCUCACGGUUUUACGAUCGUGUCAUUGAUGGGUUGUUCAGUCUGGUCUCGAACGUCGACAGGUGCACCGUAGGCAUUAAGACUAUGCUGGACGUGUUGCUUCCUGAGUUGGAGGAUACCGAUAGUUUUUCCGUCGAUGUUGAUGAAGUACCAUGGGCUGAUCCAGUCUACUGGGCGACUGGCGAGAGAACGCCCAGGGCGGUGUGCACCAGGAUAGUAUUAGCUUAUACUGCUGGCCAAGAAGUAGGAUGUCGUGGCAUCGUUGACUGUGCCGGCACCUGUAACGGCAACGCCUUUGUCAACAACUGUACGGAGUGCGUAGGUGGCCGCACGGGACGGGCCGUCACCUUCGGCAUGGACCGGUGCGGCCUGUGCCGCAAGGCACGCGGUUACAGCGAGACCUGGGACUGCUACGGAACCUGUGACGGCACCGCAGUCGUCGAUCGAUGUGGUGAAUGCGUCGGUGGCUCAACUGGCCAGAGUCGCGAUGCUAACGACGGCCGGCUGGACUGCCGCGGUGUCUGCGACGGCGGUUGGGUGGCCGACACCUGCAACUACUGCGAGCCGCCGGCCAAGCAAGGCGUGGUGUACGACGGGGGCAGCAAGUACAAGGACUGCACGGGGAGCUGCGUCCGGCCGGGCUUCCCCAGGGCACAGGAAAAUGAUUGCGGGGCGUGCUGGGGUGGCAGCUCGGGGCUCGACGAGACGGAAGGCGUCAACGUCUGCGGCCAGUGCGAGAGCAGCUCUGUUGCCGAUGUGAACUCGUGUGCCGGAUGCGAUGGUGUCCCCGCAAGUGGUAUUGAAUACGAUGCGUGUGGAGUGUGUGGAGGGGAUGGGACUAAUUGCGUUGCUGUGGGGGUGGUGCUACCAAAUAUCGUCCCAAACGUCGAGACAAGGGUCCGCGUGGCCGGAGCGGGAUUCACCGCUGGCGCUUCAUUGACCUGUCUCUUCACGCGCAGUGGCCAGACAACAGAGGGCGCUGCCGCUCGAAUCGACACCACACUGCUGUGGUGCGAAGUCCCCGUGUUGACUCCAGGUGACUAUGAAGUGAGUGUUCGUCGCAACUCUGACCUGCCUUCGGAGAUCACCUCGACCCUCCGAGUGUUCCAAGAUGUUGAGGUGCUCAGUAUAUCCCCGACAACGUUCACUGUUAACCGAUCCGUCGAGAAUGUGGAAAUCACCGUUACCGUUGCGACAGGAGCAUUGGCAUUCUUGCGGGCAUAUUCGGCAGAAUGGAACGUUCUGCCCACGCUCUCUGUGUUCUUGGACAAUGGUUUCUUGAGGUCAUACAGUACGUUUGACUCAGACGAGACCAUGACGUUCCUCCUGGACAUGCCAUUUGAUUCCGGCUCUGGAAUUGUUGUACCGUCAGUCAAUUAUGGAGCCACAGCUCUUGGCCAGUACAGUGUCAAUGGCUAUGCCUACUUCCAGGCUCCAACCUUGGAGAACAUCCAGUUUUCUGAUUCAGGGGCAACCUUGCUGGUGACCUUUGACAUGCCGGUGGACUAUGAGAACCUUCGCUCGUGCCGGCAGAUGUUCAAUUCUGUCGAGAUGUUAGGAGUGGGCGCCCGCUGCCUGUGGCUGUACCCGACCGCCAUGCUCAUCCUCAUCGGCAAGGGCAACAAUCUGGUGGAAAUCGGUACUCCUAUGGCAGUCAAGCCUGACGCCUUGAAGGCCUUCCGCCAAGACUUCUCCCAUUCCGUGGAGUCCACGUCCUUCAGCGUCCGUGCUCCAGACAACCCCGUCCAGCCCGAGGCCAUAGUGACCGGUCCUCCUAAGCUGCCCAGCUGCGGGGAUAUCCGCAUCGAUGCCCGCCGGUCAAGGGGGAGUGGUGGCCGCGACAUGUCCUACUAUUGGGAAGUGGCCAGCACGGGCAGCACGUCCGCCUUAGACAGCGCGCUGAAUGACAUCAACACCAAUAGCCCCUCUGCCUCGCUCUCCAUGGAUGGUGACUUAAUGGACGCUGACACAGAUUAUGUCUUCACCGUCAAUGUGACAAACUUCCUCGGGGGCUCAGACCUGGCCUCUCUGACCGUCCACCGGACCGGCACCGCGGCCCCGGAGGUCAAGAUCCUGUCCAGUGGGGUCGACCUUACCUCAGUCCGUGUGUCUGACAGCUUUGAACUGACCGCACAUAUCAAGUUCUACUCAGAGUGCGUCCCUCCUGGUGAGACACUGUUUGAGUGGUCAGUCAACAACACCGACGUGGCUCUGAAUCUCAAGACGCAGUACACAAGAUCCCUGUACGUCCCUACCUACUCCUUACCAGCUGGUAAUUCCCUGACAUUCACGGUGCGUGUCUACAAGUCCAGCAAUCCCUCUGCAUACGUCGAGGCGUCCAUGGGAGCCGUCACUAUUUCCUCUCCCUUGGUGGCCAUCAUUCGUGGUCCGUCGGAGCUGACUAUCGGCAGGGAUAGCGGAGAGGUGGUCCUGGAUGGAUCGCUGUCCUACGAUCCUGAUGAGGAGGCCAGGGAGUGGACUUAUGAGUGGCAGUGUCUUCAGACCGAUGACAACAGUGCCUGCUGGUCCUACGACCCCUCCAGCAUCGGUACCCUGAUCAACAACGGUUCCAAUCUGGACGGAGCCUACCUCAGGUUUGAUGCGCUGAGUCUGCAAGCUGACAAGGCCUACACGUUCACCCUGGUCGCGUCAAAGGAGGCACGGUCAGCCUCUGCCACGGUCUAUGUUUCCGUUGUCAACGGUAACCCGCCCAAGAUUGAGAUUCCCCCCAGGCCUGACAAUGGCCAGGUCAAGGACAAUCGGCCGUUCUUCCUGAGUGCCAUCAUCAGGUACUCCACGGAGCUCUCCAACGUCACGUGGGAGACUACCGACACCGGAUCAGGCUAUGGCUUCCUGGACUUUGACGAUACGUCAAACUUGUUGGUACCUGCCACGGUCUUCCCAGCGGAAGACGGGGUGUCGGCGGCACUUCUGGUUGUCAAAGCAGGUGUGGUCAGCCGUGGUACUUCCUAUUCCAUCCGGAUCAAUGCAACCACCGUGGACGGUCAGACGAAUUCAGUCAAGACCUACAUCAGCGUGCUGUCUGGCCCGACAUCGUGCGACUUUGUACUGCCGGACAACUAUACCGAGUUUGAAGAGGUGACAUUUAGCAUUGAGAACUGCGUGUCAGAGGCAGAGCCAUUGCAGUAUCAGCUUCAUGUGGUCAAGGCAGACGGCAGCGUGUCAGCUUUCAAAGACACCACCCCGGAACCCUCGUUCACAUCGGUCGGUGCCCCACAACUGCCCAGCUCCAACAUCCGCAUCUACAUCAUGAAGGUAUGCGAUGGCAAUGAUAUCUGCUCUUUCUACGAAGGCAACGUGACCGUCUUAGAGAAGACAUCCUUCACGGCAUCUGAGGUCACUGCUUACAUCUCUGACCAAGUCAACACUCCCAAAUUUGCUGGUGAUUUCUCAUUGGCCCUAACCAACCUGAACAUGGUUUCUGAUCGGGGACUGGUCAGCCGACGGCGCAGACGCCGGACGGCCGCCCAGGACUCGACGUCCGACACCACCGCUGACCAGCUGGAACUGAUCCAGCUGACCAUCGACGAGACUGUCAUGACGUCCAGCCGGGCUCAGCUGCUGCUUGACCAGACGGAAUCGGUCGACCCGACCACCAUGGUGCUGGCCGACCAAAGUGACUUUGUGAGCUAUCUUGGGACCCUCAUCGAUGCGUUCUCUGAGGAAGACGUCCCGGUACCGGAGGCUAGUGCUACCACAGUCUCAGGCAAGCUGGAUGUCAUCAGUGAGGGCCUGGAUCCGGUCUACCACGAAAGCCUGCUGUCUCAAAUCAGCACGGUGAGAGGCAAGUUGGCUGCGUCGUUGGCCAGCGGUCUGUCUGUGGGCUCCCCACGCAGUGAGAUUGAAGGUACGGACGGUGUCUCCAGCGUUAUGAGAACCCUACUGAGUGAUCCCAUCGACUCCACAUCCUCUGGCACACCCAUCUCCAUCGACUUUGGCUCUGAGGUGGCCGGACUUUUCGGCGCCUCGUGGAUAUGCAGUUCCGGCGAAUCCUGCUCGGGCGUGACUCUCAAGAUCCAACACUAUGACACCGGUGUGGAUCUCCUGUCCACCGACCAGGAUCACAUCAACAAUCGGGUGGCUGACAUUCUGGAUAUUGAACUGGCCGACCCGGAAUCAGACGUAAAGUUGAACAUCAGCGGCCUCACCACGAAGGUCCAGCUGGGCUUCACCAUCACCAACGCGAUGUCAGAGGCGGACUACGAGUGCGUAUACUGGGACGGCAGCACCUGGAGCACGUACGGCCUGGACACAACGGACAACGGAGACGGGACCUUCACCUGCGCUACGGACCACCUGACCACCUUCACUGUCAUGGGGCUGCCCUGGCCGAGCGAUUCAACCACUGAGGCCAGCGACACUGUUACAAGCGUGCCUGAAGGUUUUCAACUGACGACCCAGCUUAUCAUCAUCAUUGCUGCCAGCGCUGCCUUAGGGCUGCUUGUCAUUGUCUUUAUCGCCGUCUUCAUCUGCAAAUACUGCGGCAAGAAGACCAAGGUGUCAACAACUGAUCUGCAGGCUGAAUCCCAGCGACAGCCACAGCCACAGCAGCCCCAGCUGCAGCUGCAGCCACAAAUGCAGCAGCAACCUGUAGUGGCAGUGAUCGGGAUCCCAGUGGUCCAAGGGCAGUACGGCAUGGGCUACGCCCAACCUAUGGCCACGGCGCCCAUUGACAACUUACCCAUGUACAACAUCCCCACCCAGGGGUACAGCACCCAGGCAGGCGCGGCCCAGCCUUACAGCGGCACCGUGGCAACCGCCCCACCCAGAGUCACCCUGGUCGGGCAGAAUAACAACCUGGUGGAGGUAGGCAUGGCGGUGGACGCACCGCCCAGCUACAGCGGAAAGGCGGCCAGGUCCAGUGAAAUGUCCAGUUAUGUGUCGGCUGUGACUACCGGCUUGCCCGGGGUGGGUGGCACUGAGCAUAUCCCCAUGAAGGCAGUGUCUGGGAGCAAGGCCUCUCUGACUGGCCAUUUUUAAGAGGAAUUAACACCCAAAAGGCUGUGAUUAAUUAAUACAACACUUGUGACUUUGAAAAGAAAAUGGUUCAAUAAUCUUCUAAGCAUCUAAACAAAACCUUCAUAAAUAAACUCUGGCUCGGCAAUAUUUACUGAGAUUCCAGAAUUUAUUUCUACACCACACAGUCGACACAUCCACCCUCAAUAAUCCAUUUUUCAAAAGGGGGCAAAAUAAUUGUGUAUUUGUGGGUUUGUUUAUGGUGUAAAUCCAGGACACACAUGUGGGGCAUCAUCGAAUAAUUGAGGACAGGAGUCAAAUCGAGGACAACCUUGAUUAAAAAACAUGUACAAAACUAAUGGGAGCUGUUAGAAAAAUAAAAUAUAGUAGAAAUAAAAGAUUGAUGAUGAGGAAUAGAACAUCCUUGAUAUGUACCCUUGAAACGUGCAUAAUAAUUGUUUUGAUAACCAAUUGUGCUUCAUCAACAGAUACUGUCUAGUUUUCAAUCAUAGUGCCUACUGUACUGAUAAACAGUUUUGAUGUUGUACAGAGGGCGCACUCAUGCAGAAUACCCAAAUUGAGCGUGCAAGUCUCGCCACUUCACGUUCAGUUGUUGUCUUGGUACCAAACACUCUAUUCUAGACAGUGACACAGCCACACCCAAAUAUCAGCAUGAUCGAUUGAACGGAAGUUUUCCAUUUUAUUUAAGUCAUCAAUUCGCAAUAUUUGCAGUAUGUUGUAAACCAUUCAUUAUUUGCCCUUGACUGGAAAAGUCUAGUCAGGACACAAAAGACGUGAAACAAUAGGACGUUGUAGAUCCAAUAUAUUAUGCAUGAAUGUACUGAAUUCCUAUAAAACUUCAACUUGCAUAUUUUAAUGUAAUAGCAGUAUAAUUAUGUGCUGAUGCUAUGAUUUCAACGACAGUAAAAGGUCGCUGUAUCAAAUACCACUUUACCCAACAUAUGGCUAUAACUAAUAAUUAUCUCCUUCGGCUCCGGGAUGUUACAUGAAAUUAUAAUGAGCAUUGAUAGACAAAACGUUCCAUAACAAUGACCACUACACCCAAAAUCUGUUGUCGACCCCACCGUGUUAGGAAAAAAGCGAUGUUCUACUGCAGUUGAACAAUUCUCAACUGUUUGGACGAGAGUGCCCUGAAAAAGUUAUCUGAAUUGUCGACACAAAAAGCUCCGAAACCAAUAUUCUGCAUUUUUAAUGUUUUGCAUGAUUCUCCAAGUUGCCUCAAUGAAGGGCAAAGAUGGGAAAAUACGGUUUAAAUUUUUUUGAAUGGGUAGAGACAGAAAUACAAUUGAGAAUGAUUAUUUGUUUACGCGACACUGGGCUAGAAUGACUCUUCAUCAAUCUGUGGAUGUUACAUAAUUGUAGUGGUAUGUUAAAGGGCAUAGUGCAACUUUUACAGAUUUAUAUCAAUAAAAAUUAGACGAAUGUGUGUGUUUUUCAGUUAUACAUAUAUAACUUUUAAGACCAAAAAAAAAGAAAAGAUUUGUUUGUAGAGUGAGUUUAUAACUUUAAGUAAACUAUCAAAAACAUAAAGAUGUGAAUUUUAUUUUAAUGUUGAUGUGGCAGUUUGGUUUUUAAGAAGUAGCGUAGCAGUUGGACUGGACUGAAAGAUUGUUGUGCUUUGGAUUGAUAAACAAACAGAAGUCAGAGGAAUGCCAAUAUUUAGUGAAAAUAAUGAGUUAUGUUUGUACAGUUGUUUUGUUUGUUAGUUGGUCAUCGCUAUUUUUUUGUACAAUCUAUGCAGUGAAAGGAUAAUGUGUUGGGAAUUGUUUUGUUUAUCCUAUGUAGCAGUUAUAUAACCUUUGUGUAUGCGACUUUUAUGUCUGGAGAUACAAACAGCAUUACUGUCACAUUCCACAUGAAUUUUUUUAAAGAUUUUUACCAAAUUCUUGCUCUUCUAUUUUUUUUCUAUUUCAAGAAAAGAUUUUCAUUAAGUCUAAAAUUCUGUUUUGUUUGUUCACAUAUUUUUGUACAUAAGAAAUUGAGGUAUUUUUGUGUUUAAUGAUUCCAUUUUUGUUGUGACAUUCAAAAGUAAUGUGUGAAUGUGUGCAUUGUUCUAUGUACAUGUAUGUGAAUAAUAUUGUGAUGUCCCAUGGCAAACCAGGCGGUUGCUGAUAAAAGAAAGAAACUUCCAGUCAAAAAAAGGAUUUUGCUCCCUUAUUACAAUGGGUGAAGUUACAAAUUUGAAUUUUGUAAAUCAGCUGGAAGGCGCCUGGUUUUGGCAUGGAUGGUGUAUUUGUGUGUAUAUUUGUAUAUCCAUUUGGCAAUUGGAUUUUUAAAAAAAGAUUUUGGAACUUUUGGAAGCUUUUUUUACAGAAGGGGCUACAAACCUAAAUGAUUGCAACCUCCAAAUUUGGAUGCAUUGGAACCGAAAAAACCCAAAUAUUGAGGUGAAACGGAAGUUAACAUUAUUUUACAGUGGGGCAGAUAGGGGAAAUAUUUGGGGGAAUUGUGCCUUUGAUGAUACAAGCAUGGCAUUUGGCACACAGUCAGAGUAUGUCAUGAGAAAGAUAUUUGGCUGUAGGGCCAUCGCAGAUUUGUCCUUUGAAAAAAAUAUAGGUAGAAUAACAAGCAAUUUUCAAGAUUUUCAAAAUGGCUGCCAUUGCUUGUUAUUCUACGUAUAUUUGUUCAAGAUAGCCAAUUAUCUUUCUCAUGACAUACUCUCUGUGCCAAAUGCCAUGUUUAUAUUAUCAAAGGCACAAUCCCAUCACCUGCCAAACUAUUAGAACAGACUCGUCAAAGUAGAAUGCUGUUGUAGCAAACCCCUUAUGUACAAUCAUAUGGAGCAAUGGCAGCAACAAUUAACAGUUCCAUCGUUUGUGAACUCAAUCAUUUUCAGUAAAGUAAUGCAAGUUUCAAAUCAACUUUUACUUUCUGUGACUGCACCUUAAAUUGAUUUAGAUAUAAUAAAAAUGAUAUAAAACUGCACACUCUCAUA
Patiria miniata (bat star) is the source of this 11478-nucleotide messenger RNA. RefSeq lists its product as uncharacterized. The transcript is spliced from 26 exons. The record is from RefSeq and is a predicted model, not a curated record. The coding region runs from base 243 to 8546 and encodes 2767 amino acids. Lineage: Eukaryota; Metazoa; Echinodermata; Asteroidea; Valvatida; Asterinidae.